Molecule: messenger RNA, 567 nt
Organism: Orycteropus afer afer
Lineage: Eukaryota; Metazoa; Chordata; Mammalia; Tubulidentata; Orycteropodidae
Gene: IL31
Product: interleukin 31
Exons: 3
Coding region: 1-567 (188 amino acids)
Molecular function (GO): cytokine activity; cytokine receptor binding
Source: RefSeq, a predicted model, not a curated record
AUGGUCUCGCACACAGGACACUUUCUUCUGCUCUGCUGCAUGGGGACCAUGCUGUCUUUCUACACGUCACUCACCCAUCAGACGCAACCAGAGCAUCCAAAGAUACUGAUGGAAUUACAAGGCGCAGCUAAGAUGACUUGGCAGAACUACCAGGAGAAAGGGCUGCCGGAACGCAAGAACUACACGUUGCCUUGUUUGAUCUCCGAGUGCUCAUUCCCCAGAAUCAACAGCUCGGCCAUCCUGGCCUACUUCCAGGAGAUCCAACGGGUGACCGUGAACAAUCACACUAUCCAAGAGAUCAUACAACAGCUGAAGAAACUCAUGCCACAGGGUGCACCUCGGCUAAAUGUUACCGUGCCUGAAGACCACUUUGAACAAAAGUGCUUCACCUCAGCUAUUUUACAGCAGUUUUCAAACUGCAUGGAUCGAAUCCAUAAUGCCAAGUGUUCUACAGUGGCCAAAAGAAACGUGCAGAGCCUUAAUAAACUGUCGGUUCGGCGCAAGAACGCUGGUCCGUUACUAGCGGAAUCCGGCCAGGGGCCAGUCCGGGGAGGACUGGGAUCGUAA